Messenger RNA from Hyalella azteca, 4536 nucleotides. RefSeq lists its product as uncharacterized. The record is from RefSeq and is a predicted model, not a curated record. The transcript is spliced from 4 exons. Lineage: Eukaryota; Metazoa; Arthropoda; Malacostraca; Amphipoda; Hyalellidae. Bases 385 to 4536 code for a protein of 1383 amino acids. Gene Ontology annotation, molecular function: protein binding; GTPase activator activity.
AAUGUCGUUGUGUGGGUGCAGGUUCUUCUCCGCUCAUGGUGCAUUUACCCUUUUAACUUACCCGUAAUAGUUAAUAAGUGUUAAAGUUGUAAUAAAAUUCGAAUAACAUAAUGCCCAGUGUCAAAAGUGUAGUGCAACACCGUUAGGCGCUUCGCAGUUAAGAAAUGGGUUUGGGCGAAUAUUAGCACGGAUUGCCGUUCAGAAUGCCCCGAUUUUCGAGCCCCUGGAAAUUGAACAACACUCCGCUGGUACUACCUCAUGAUCCCUUUGAUCCAAGUUGUACAGCAUCGUCCUCUAAUAUCUACAAGCGACCAGAAAAAAUUACUUCCUUGCUCAGCAGUGGUCGUGACGAUCUAACAAGUCACUUCAUGCUCCGCUCAAGAAAUGGAAGCACCGAGAAGUAAAAAUGAUACGACCAUGUUUUGGGAGGCAGGAGGUGGAGGAGGAACAGGUGUUGGAGUAUCUGCGACUCCCAAUGGAGUUUCAGGAGGCAACCGGCGUCGCAAGAAGCGCCCUACGUACGGUGUUAGGACCGUCGAAAUCACGAAGGGCAAGAAUGGCUUCGGCUUCACCAUCAGCGGGCAAGCGCCCUGCAUGCUCUCCUACAUCGUGCCGGGAUCAUCAGCCGAGAGAUCGGGCCUUCGCCUCGGUGAUUAUUUGAUUGCUGUUAAUGGGCAAAAUGUCAGCAAGUCCACACAUGAUGACGUCGUUAGGAUUAUUGGAAUGUCUAAGCUCCUCAAGCUGCAGAUAGCCGAAAAUUAUUAUUCCGACAGCUCUGACGACGAAUACGUUGCAGUUAAUCGACAGAAGCCAAAGUUCCCUAAUCGUUUGCGGCACAAACAACAGCAAACGAGAGCUGAGCGUGUAGUGCGUGAUCUCCAGAGUGGUGCAAUUUUCAGCGAACGAGCAGCCAUUCAGCUCGGAGAAGCAGCCCUGCUUUCCGACAGAGAUUGGCCGGAAUCUUUUCCUUCUAAACUUCCCAACGUUUAUCCUCCUCCAAGUGCUUCCAUUCACAAUGCUGCCGGGCAAUUGCCAGAUUCGCAAUCUUCAUUACUUCAGCCUCCAUUGCAAUGUUCAUCACCUACAAGAAGACGCUUUAUGCCAUUGGCAUUCGGUGACAACCGCCAGAACAGCAACAUUACCCCUACGCGUCAUUUCGAAGACCAGCAAAUCGAUCAAGUUGCCAGGUCAAGGCAGUCUCCUGUGAAAGGAGAGAAAAUCGUUAAAAACAAAAUUCAGUUUAUCAACGGUCAACAGCUAAUGCAACAGCAUGUGAGGCCGCACUUGCCACAUCCUACUCACAAUCGUCCACCCCGGCAAAACCUGCACUCUCAUUUUUACCAACAGUCUUGUCACCCGCACCCUCAUCAUCAGAGUUUACACGCACCAUUCUCACCUAAAGGAUAUCAUAGACAACUGCAAUCAUCUCAACAGAUGCCGCCCCCUCAUCCACACCACACUACCCCACUCGAUAAUGACCAAUAUCAACACCAAACGAAAAACCAGCAACUUGUGCAGCAAAUGCAGCCUCAUAUUCAAGUUAAUCAAGGUGCUCAAACUCAACAAAUAUACGAUAAGCAAUACCACCAACUCAUGUUGCGUCAUCACCAGCAAAACCAACAUGGUCAUACGAGCAGUGCAUUAGAUGACGUAAGGAUCAUCACCGAACAAGAAAUUAACAAAAUUCUUUAUCCAACCCUGGCCGAACUACAAUUAAAGGGCCCUCCCCCUGACCUUGGCGAGUCCCUCUACCGAGCAGUUGUUGGGUACUUAGGUACCAUAGAAGUACCCAAAGAUUCUCAAGGUGGAUCCAGACUGACUGCCAUUAAAAACUGCAUUAGAAGGCUGCGCAUCGAAAAGAAAGUUCACACUCUCGUCCUGAUGUCCGUUUUUAAUGAAAGGGUUGUCUUGACGAACCCUCAUGGUAUUACCCUUGCUCAGUACCCAGCCGAGCGAAUCACUUUCUGCGGUGUGUAUGCAGAUGACAAGAAAUUUUUCGGUCUGGUAACUGUGCAUGGUUCCUCUAGUGACGAAUUUAGCGAUGUAAGUAAUGACGGGAAAGGAAAUGGGCGCAACGAACAAGGAGUCUCUUCUUCGUGUCACGUGUUCAUGGUAGAUCCCAGCAUGGUAGAGCACAACGACCACGCUCGUAGAGCCAAAACUUUCCGAAUUGAAUGCACAACGGCUGAAGAUAAUGCACCUGUGACCCACUGCAAGGAAUUUCCCGACACAGCUGACCCUAUUCUUCAUACGAUUAUGAGUCUGUAUAGAUCUCAGCCAGGAUUUAAUUUUGACAAUGGUGGAAACAACGUGGGCAUGGCAGAUGACGCUCAAAUGUCUCCCCAACAUUCCAAUACGUCGUCAAAUUCAUCUAAUUCAGAUUCAGGAAUCGGGUUCAGAGACGAAGGAGGCAGCCAUCUCUAUCGCCACAUGGACAGGGUUUUUGUCGUCGAAGUGGACGAUAACCAACGGCUUAGGAUACAAAACUACCAUUUAGUUAACAAUAGUCGAAACAACAGCAAUUCAAGCGGUGCCAAUAGUAAUAAUGCUAGUACGAAUGCAAAUUCUAGACCUAAUAACCAUUUAGAUAGUUUACAAGCCACUGUAGAUAAUCUUAGAAGUAACAUUAAUUAUAAUUUGCCAGUAAUGAGCGGAAGUCUUGGCAGUAAUGUGCUGGCUGGCGAUGCCAGUGACAGUGGCCUACGGACAGGCAAUAGCAAUACGAAUCCACGUACUAAUAGCGCGGAAAGAAACGCGUCGUGCUCUAAUAAAGUGAACUAUCGUGCCAUUAACGCUCGUGAUAGAUUACAAAUGUGUGAUCCCAAGUGUGCCAAAUCCUCGCUUGAUAGUGAUAUUGCAAUAGUGCCAAGUGACAAUUUUAGGCUGAACGGUACAGAACAUUCUUGUGACCGAGACAGCAUAGCUGGAAAUUGUGCGAUGGGAGAUGAUAAAGAUAUUGAUAUUUCUGCUUCUCAUUCCUGCAAUAACAAUUUAAGCGAUUAUAUGAAGAUCGGUGCUACUGACAGCUAUAGGCGAAAAUGUAGCAGACCAAGAGCUUGCGCCUCCACUUCAGAGGCUCCCACCACAGACGGCCGGUCAAGUAUCACGGAUGAACUUCAUGCGUCGGCGCUUGCGAUGGCCAGAGCCGAGAACAGGUCUGCUCAGGGCGUCGACGGUAGAACGAGCGUCAGUGACGAGAAGAUGAGAGGCUGUAGGACACCUGCGAUCGAGGGCAGCUCUCCAUCCGAUGUUGAGAGGUUGACUGUUAGAGCCAUGCCUGAUCCAGUCGGCAUUGAAAGAGCUGCUGCUCCCGUUUGCGAAACAGAUCCUCAUAUUAAUUCAAUGCGGCAUUCUAUGCAUAAAUACCUGCAGCAUAAACAACAGCAUUUGGUUAAGGUAUCACAAAAAAUUAAUAGGCGCGAGUCUGAUACGGACGGCAUUCAUCCUUUGAGUGUUCGGGCAUUUUCGCCGGCUAACGUAAAGAAAAAAUCAACGACGCCAACUCCCAAUUCUGCUGCAACUCAAAACUCAUUAGACUUAGAACUGUCAUUGAAAUUGUCUCCUAAAGUGUAUGGUUUACCUGUUGCCUGUCUAACUUCGUCUAGUCGCCCGAAUGCUCCAUCCGAGCGUUCAUUCAGUCGUUCUCUGGAAGAUUUAAGAGAUUCUUCCGCUAGUGACGGAGUCAACGGUUCAGUUGGGGCACAAAGAGGAAGCUUUAGAGAUGGCUCAGAGAGUGACCAAGGACUAGAUAAAAUACGUCCGUGUCCUCUGCCUUCACGACUUCCCCUCAAUAGAUACCUGCAUGCCUCAGAGACAAACUUGUCAAGUUGUAGCCAUUCUCAUCACCACACCCCUCAUUAUUCUCAUGAUGCACCUAGAGGGGCGUUCCGAGCUGUUCCUCCGAGAGCGCCUCCACGUCCUCCAUCAGACUUCGGAGUUGCUCGUCUCACCGGCACUCGCCCUUGUGGUAUUGCGUCAAUUGAUCAGAUCAUUAACGGCGUUGCAAGAAUGGGAGCUGCAAGAAGUACACUGUGUGCACCACAAUGUGGUACGGACGUUAAAACUACACAUACUCCUUCAACCUGUGCUUCACCUGCCCUGCACGAUAGUGACAUGGGUCCUCCUCUCACCACGACCAUUCUUAAAAGCGUCAAUACCGACAGCUUCAAACGUUCCAAUGCCAAGGCUAUGGGAUUAGAAAGCGACAAGUAUUCAGAGAGUAUACUGGAUCCAAAUGGAUCAUCUUAUGAGCGAACUUCUAAUGCCUUAGUGCCGUACGAAAGUCAACACGCGUCUGCCAUUCCUGUAGUAACUUCUAGCUUCAGUGACGGCACGAACAAUCAAGAAAUGUCCACAGUUAUUCCAAACUCUUCAAAUUAUUCUGACGAAAACAGCAGAGAAUUCUAUGACGAUCCCAAUGAAGUUCCAGCCCAAGAAGAAUAUGUUCUGGAGUCUGAUUUAGAUGAACAGGUACGUCUUCGAGGAGGUCUGGAAUUGUCUUUAUCGCAAGCUUUUACAGCUUUCGUAAGUAUAUAG